Suillus bovinus is the source of this 372-nucleotide messenger RNA. RefSeq lists its product as uncharacterized. The record is from RefSeq and is a predicted model, not a curated record. NCBI's taxonomy places the organism in Eukaryota, Fungi, Basidiomycota, Agaricomycetes, Boletales, Suillaceae. The coding region runs from base 1 to 372 and encodes 123 amino acids. The transcript is spliced from 2 exons.
AUGCAAGACACCCAAUCACUAACAACUCAGCUCCUCCAUGUCCGGUGGUUUCUAGCAAUGUCUCUUAAUCCUAAAACAGCUGCAACAUUUCAGCUCCUUCACCACUUCCAUAUUCUCAUAUUUGAAUCAAAGGCAUUGGCCUUUGAAUGCUGGCAAACACUGUCAUGGCUAUCUGAUAACUCUGGUGUCAAUCAUCCCAAGGAUCACUACAAAGCACUGCUUCGAAUGAUUAAAGAAUGGUGGAACUUGACAUUGCUCAAACGAUUUGGUCGUGGGCAUGAUCUUGAAGGUAUUGGUGCCACUCAACCUGGUUCUUGUGCCAUCCUCUGCCCUGCUUGUCCCCAUAUUUGUAUGUAUUAUCCAUUGAUGUAG